GUUAAAGCGCACUUGACGUCCUGCUAACGGUGUUGUUUUUAGAUACACGGCGAAGGUUUGUAUUUCACGUGUAUAUAUGCGGUACGCGCAUAUAAAAGUGUGACUUUUACUAUUCCCCGCCUCCGGUUCGUUCGCGCGUUUGAAGAUAAACGCGACAUGGAGCGCGGUGCAUUGUGGGAAACAGUACCCCAAGCAGUGUCUUCAGAUGCGAGCGUCAAAUUUCAGCCAAUAUUGCAGGCUUUGCAGUGGAAAUUGAAGAAAUGUUAGAAAUACAAAUAAUCAAGAUUGAAGAUCCAGGAUGUCUGUGGGCCCGAGUUCUGAAAGGACCAGGCGUCCCGCCGGACAUUCCAGAGGAAUAUGAGGACCUGAGAGUGAAAAUGAACCUCUUCUACCACGAGGUCGACCUGGACGUUCAGAAACUGAAGCCUUCUGAACUGAAGGAGGGGCUGGUGUGCGUGGCGUUCAGCCUGGCUCUGAGGAGCUGGUGUCGAGCUGUAGUCGAGUGCGUCUUUCAGGGGACGCCGGACACUCAGGCCUGGUGUCUGUUAGUCGAUCACGGGGACCGAAUCAUCGUCGGAGCGGAUGACGUGCGGACCCCUCUAGAGACGUUCCUGCAGCUUCCUUUCCGAGCGAGGCGCUUCAGACUGGCGGGAGUUCGUCCGAUGACGCUUCAGGUGCCCGUCUCGGAAAACAAGGCGGAGCUUGUUCCGACUUCCGCGUGGGACAGCUCCGCCACGAAAUACCUGCACAACCUAUUACAAGUCUCGACUCUGGUCGAAGCCGUUGUGUGUGAAGCCGAAGCGGGCUGCUCUGCCGUCGAGCUCUACAUGACCGUCAAUAACACCAAGCUCUGUGUGAACCAUGAGCUCGUGGCCAAGAAGUUUGCCUGUUUCGUGAAAGAGAGGUCCAAUGCGCUGAAAGACCGCGCUCCUGUCAGCCUGGCGUGGGACAUCUACUCCAGCCCUCACCAGCUCUUAGAAAUGAAGGGACGCUGUCCCGUCAAACCUCCACCCUUCUCCAUUCUCAGCAGAACUGAGCAGAAAGAAACAGAAGUUUCUCAUCUAGAGAAGCAGACACUACAGAUGUCAGAGGAAGCAGACGUGCCUCGAGCCUCUAAACUGACCCGCAAUCCUGGAACAGAUACUAUUGGCAGAGGAUGGCGUAUCAGAGCCGAGGCCACUGACAUCUUCACAGAUGAACGCUACGCUCAGACUAACAUACACAAGCCUCGCUGCAUGAAGUUUAACACACAUUUCAAUCAGAUUCCUCAAUCUUUGGAAGAGCAGCGCAGUCCUGAUCAAACAGACAGUAACGGCAUCAUUUCAACACAAGCUGCAAGUUCAUCAUCGGGAGCGAGCGACUCCUCAGAAGAGCGGAAAGUGGCGGCUUCCUCUCAAGAGCCCGGUCUUGAAGAUCAGCUGACCUCUUCUAGACUUAUGCAGUUCCUAAACCCUGAUCCACUCAAUCCAGAUCAAGAGUCUCCUGAUGCCAAAGUCGUGCGCUGUGACCCGGGGCACUCGGGAGUUUUAGUGCAUGCCGCCCUUCGAGUCGAGCCCUGCAGUAGCCUGACACGUGCCCCCAUCAGUGAGCAAUUCAGAAAGUUCCUGUUGUGGAAGAAGUUCAAUGGACCGAAUGUAGCAGAGAGUUACUGCUGGCCCGCAGUGGCUCGUGGUUUUGAUACGGUACUGGUGUCCCACAGCGGAGACAAUCCUCUGUCCUACAUUCCUCCUUUGCUGAUGCUCUUACAGACGGUUUCUGUGGUCUCGAGUCUCGCUGCUCGCACCGGGCCCAUAGCAGUGAUCCUGUGUCCAGGCUGGGAGAAAGUUCAGACGGUGCUGGAGCUCCUGGAGGACAGUAAAGCAACUUACAACCUCCAUCCCACCAGUGUGCUGCUGGGUGUGGACCAGGAAGAGCCCAAAAAGUUCAAGAUCCAGAGGAACUGUCAGUUGUUGGUGACUACACCUUUUACAAUGAUGAGGCUGCUGGAUGCUCAGUGCUUCCUCUUCCUGAGACUGUGUCAUCUAGUGCUGGAUGAAGCUGAUGUCCUUUAUUCACAAGCACCUGAGCAGAUGUCGGUCAUCUUGAAGCACUUCCAGAAGGUGGUCUCCGGUGAGGAGAGGUCCUCGUGCCCCAGGCAGAUCAUCGCUGUGGGCAGCCGCUGGAGCGCCGGGAUAGAGGAUCUGGUCAGAGAGCACAUGAUUUACCCCUCAGUCAUCAUAACCGUGAUGGAAGAGGCGGCUCUGUACGGCAGGGUGCAUCAGAGGGUUCAGCUGUGUCUGGACUGCGAUAAGGUCUCCGUUCUGCUUGGAUCGCUGGACCUCCACCCGCCCAAACCCCAGAAAACCCUCAUCAUUACCAACUCCGCUGAAGAGACCGAGCAUGUGUAUAAGGCUGUGGUCAACACUGCCGUGUUCACGCUGAAAGCUCGUGAAGACGAGACGGAUCACUUUGAAUUUGUCAUUGAUCAGUGGAGAAAAGACAUCGGCCAUGGGACACAAGUCAUUCUGGUUACCACCAACGACUGUCUAAAAGCCCUCGGGAUCCGAGACGCCACGUGCGUGGUGCAUUAUGGGUUCCCCAGCUCCCCCAAACUAUUCGGCAGCCGUCUGUUCUGCCUGUCGGAGAAUUUCAGAAACCUUCCAGACAUGGAUCCAGCCGACAGCUCCUCUCCCGAAGCUCAGUCCGUGCUGCUGCUGUCGGAGCUGAACGCCCGUCACGUGUGUGGCGUCCUGCGGUACCUGAGGAGAACAGGCGCUCUUCUGCCCCCCGAGCUGCUGCAGUUUGCUCUGGGCGUCCAGCACGCCAGAGAAGAGCAGAAGACAGGCCGACCCCUCUGCUCCUCACUCAAGGGCUUCGGCUUCUGCAGAGACAGCACCGUUUGUCCAGAUAGACACAUGAUCAACAAAUCCCUGGAUCAUCCAAAGAUCCCUGACUUUGGGACCGUCAUGGUUUUGCCGCUGUGCAUAAAGUCAGCGAAUGUGUACUCUGGCCGCAUCGUGAGCCAGAAAGAAGAUGUUUUUGAGAGUCUGGCUGCUCAAAUGAACGCGCACUACUCCGUUGAGAAACGCUGUGCUGUGGAGGUGCUGAAGGGAGGGCUGUAUGCCGUUCAAGAGGAGAAUAUCUAUAACCGGGUGCGUGUGAUUGAAGUGCCAGAAAAAGGAGAGCAGCUGUUCAGCAGCGUCACUGCCUGCUUCAUAGACGAGGGCCGCACACAGGAAGUCAAAUCACACCAGCUACUCCAACUUCCCGCUCAUUUUCGGGAUUUGCCAGGCCAGGCUGUGGAGAUCAUCCUGUGCAGAGUGCAGCCCGUCGAUGGGGAGGUGGACUGGAACCCGAAGGUGACCAGAGCCAUCAGUCGGAAGAUCAAAGGGAAGCUGCAUCAGGCCCGGGUUGUGAUGAGUGUUGGAGAUACUGUCUGGGUUGAUCCUAUGGUGCGCAUGACGCGUGUCCCUGGUCUGAGGACCUACAUUAACGAGUAUAACGUCCAUGCUGAGAUCUUGGCCUCUGGGUUUGGUGUCAGUAAUCCUCAGCACUUGAAUCUGCUGAAGAGAGUCUUCCAGGGAGAUGAGAACGAGAACACGCUCCAGCACUUGACGGAUGACAGGUUUAAGAGCCCUUCGUCAUCCUCCGAGCGGAGAGCUGAGGUUAUAGAUGUUGUGACCGGCAGGACGAAGGAUUUAGACGACCUGGAGUCCAGGCAGACUCCCAUCAGCCCCCAAAUCAAGAGCAAUGGAGACCCGCAGGAGGAGGAGGAUUCUUCAGAGGCGAGCACGGACCUCAUCAGUUCUCUCGAGUGGACCGGACCCGCCCCCUCUGAAACAGACGAAUCCCCGAACGCCGGCGAAUCAAAGAGCCCAGGCCUCAUCUCCUUCCAGCCCACGAGUUUUCACCCACAGAUCAAGUGGUUCCAGAGGGGCGAGAUGGUCACGGUCUACGUCAAGCUCAUCGGUCCCGUGAUGCAGAAGUGUGAUUUCUACUCGGACGCUGUCCUCUACAGCGGGUACGUGAACGACCGGCGUUACAGCGCAACGCUCCAGCUGUCUGCUGACAUCAUCGCCGAGGAGUGCUCGUGGGAAAUGAGAUGCAACGAGCCGGUGAUGAAGCUGAAGAAGAAGGAAAAGAGCGACUGGAGAACACUCCUCAAACACAAGAGUCCGUUCGUGAGCUAUGAAUUCGACUUCAUUGACGAGACCGCGUCUUCAUUAAACGGACACUUGUUCCUGGCUGAGGUGGGAGAGGAGGGUCUUUACGUCAGCUCCGAGAGCGCCAGCGACAGUGACUGAACAAAACAGAGCCAACUCUUCCACGGGACAUUAAUUGAGCACAUGCCACUCUGCAUCAGUCUUGAGGAACAAUUGCAUUGUCCGAUCAAUAAUAAUAAUAAUAAUAAUAAUAAUAAUAAUAAUAAUAAUAAUAAUAUUUUUUUUCCCAUUAUGUUGGUGUUUUGAGUCUCGAGUUAAACUAGUUUCGAUGGCGGCGCACAUAGUGUGAAGUGUUUUGUUUGUAUGUUUCAUCUGUUCUUUCUGAAGCAAUAAAAUGCUAAAGCAAUGUUGCAAUGACUUUCACUCCCGUUAAAAUACAAUAUGGCUCAAGCUGUGAAAAUCGAUGUUUUCAAUUUAUUAUUAAUUGUUUAAAUUAUGGCACGGCUGGUUCUGAUCAACAUUAAGGUAUAAAAUAUUUUUUACGUUUUUACCAGUCAAGAUUGUUCAUUUUGUUUUAUUUUCACAAAAGUAGGAAGCAUUUUGCAUGCGUUCCUGAAGCUGCU
Messenger RNA from Puntigrus tetrazona (Sumatra barb), 4765 nucleotides. RefSeq names its product tudor domain containing 12 (gene tdrd12). The transcript is spliced from 35 exons. The record is from RefSeq and is a predicted model, not a curated record. NCBI's taxonomy places the organism in Eukaryota, Metazoa, Chordata, Actinopteri, Cypriniformes, Cyprinidae. The coding region runs from base 261 to 4283 and encodes 1340 amino acids. Gene Ontology annotation, biological process: transposable element silencing; germ-line stem cell division.